AUGGAAACUAUUGAUUUGAAACAAACUAGUGAUAGAGAAUCUCUAUUGGAAGAAAGAAGAAAAAAAUUGGCCAGAUGGAAACUAAAGAAGGCCCAGUUUGAUGCUCAGAAGGAGAAAGCUUUACGCAAUAACAUCGUUACUAACAGUUUAGAAGCUAAGCAACCCGUUGAAAAGUUUGCCGUAGGACAAGAACAGGUAAAAGAAAAUCUUCGAAAGAGGAAAAAUGAGCUUGAGAAACUCGACAAACGUACAUCAAUUAAACCUUCGAAAAAGUCAAAGAGAAGUAAGAGAAAGGAGAAGAUAUCCUUUGAGUUUGAUGAUAAUGAUGAGGCAGAAGCGGCAAGUGUUUUCCGAUUGAAUGAAGGCUUUCAAAAAGUACCAGAAUAUGAUGAUGAGAAGGAUCCAUUAGAUGUGUUUAUGACAUCGCUAAAAACACAGGAAAUUAGUUCUAAGACAACCUCACACAAUGUGGGAAACAUUCUUGAUGUAGAUGAUCAAAUGGUGGAGUUGGAAGGAGCCGAGGACGAAAAUAUCGGUGAUACCACGGAUAAUUUCAACAUAUCGAAAAUUGCCAAGCUAAAGGCAAAAAAACGUGUAAAGCAAAUUAAUUAUUCCCCAGAGGAGCUAGAGCGAUUCCAGAAAAACUUCUACGUCGAGUCUGAAGCAGUUUCUUCAAUGACAGAUAUAGAGGUAGAAGAGCUCAGACUGAGCCUGGAUAACAUCAAUAUAAAGGGAACGGGGUGCCCAAAACCAGUUACCAAAUGGUCACAACUGGGUUUAUCAACAGACAUCAUGACAUUGAUUACUGGCAAGUUACACUUUGACUCUUUAACACCGAUUCAGUCCCAGGCGCUUCCUGCUAUCAUGUCAGGCCGCGAUGUAAUAGGAAUAUCAAAAACUGGGUCUGGUAAAACCAUAUCCUAUCUUCUGCCAUUGCUGAGACAAGUGAAGGCUCAACGAUCAUUGUCGAAGCACGAAACAGGUCCUUUGGGCUUAAUUCUGGCUCCAACAAGAGAACUGGCAUUACAAAUACAUGAAGAAGUCACAAAAUUUACAGGAACAGAUGCAUCAAUAAGGUCUGUAUGCUGUACGGGUGGCUCUGAAAUGAAGAAGCAGAUCACUGAUCUUAAAAGAGGUGCUGAAAUUGUUGUCGCUACACCGGGUAGAUUUAUUGAUAUAUUAACUUUAAAUGACGGUAAAUUGCUGAGUACCAAGAGAAUAACGUUUGUAAUAAUGGACGAAGCAGAUAGAUUAUUCGAUCUUGGUUUUGAGCCCCAAAUCACCCAAAUUAUGAAAACCGUUCGACCAGAUAAACAAUGUGUUCUAUUCAGUGCAACUUUCCCGAACAAAUUACGCAGUUUUGCCGUGAGAGUUUUACGAUCUCCAAUAUCUAUCACGAUCAAUUCAAAGGGUCUGGUUAACGAAAAUGUGAAACAAAAGUUCAAAAUAUGUCAUUCGGACGAUGAGAAAUUUGAAAAUCUAAUACAAAUUGCUCAUGGGGGCAACAAAUUCUUUGAUGAAGGUCAGACUGAAAUUGACGGAGAGACAAGUGAUCUUGAUGAAACUGAUGCUAAAGCCAUUAUAUUUGUAUCAAGUCAACAGAUCUGUGAUUUGAUUUCCAAAAAGCUGACAAAUGCUGGGAUCGUGGCUUACGCUAUUCAUGCAGGGAAACCGUAUCAAGAAAGAUUAAUGAAUUUAGAAAAGUUCAAGAGAGAGAAAAACAGUAUUCUCCUCUGCACUGAAGUUCUUUCAAGGGGUUUGAAUGUUCCUGAGGUCUCAUUGGUUAUUAUUUAUAAUGCCGUAAAGACAUUUGCUCAAUACGUUCACACAACGGGAAGAACUGCCAGAGGUAGUCGCUCAGGUACUGCCAUAACACUUUUGCUGAAUGACGAGUUGUCAGGAGCUUACAUACUGACCAAGGCAAUGCGUGAUGAUGAGUUAAAAGCUUCCGAUCCUUUACAAGUAAAAGAACUUCAUGAAAUGAGCGACAAGUUUGAAUCUGGUAUGAAAAAAGGUAAAUUCAGAUUGUCAAAAGGGUUUGGGGGCAAAGGACUUGAGAAUAUCAAAAGCAAAAGAGAAGAGGUUCGGAAUAAAGAUUUGGAACUCAAAAAAGGUAACAUAAACAAUGAUGAACUGGGACAUAAAAGCGAUCGUACCCAAAACGAGCAUGUCAGUGAACCUGAAUCAUCUGCAUCUAUUCCCAAACUGGAGUAUGAACUUUUUAAGGAGCCUACGACGCAUGGGUCAGUCAUCUUUUACGCUAAAGUGCAUAUCAACGAUUUGCCCCAAAUUGUAAGAUGGGAAGCUACAAAGAACACAACCUUAUUAUUCAUCAAGCACGAAACAGGAUGCAGUAUAACCAACAAGGGUAAAUUUUAUCCGGAGGGGAAGGAACCAAAUAAUACUGCAGAUGAACCCAAACUAUACUUGUUGAUCGAAGGUCAAGAUGAGAAAGACAUACAACUAAGUAUCGAGCUAUUAGAACAAAAGGUGAAAGAGGGGGUAAUAAAGGCGGCAAAUCUAUCUUUAAAAAGUACGAAAUACUAA
Saccharomyces kudriavzevii IFO 1802 is the source of this 2547-nucleotide messenger RNA. RefSeq names its product DEAD-box RNA helicase PRP5 (gene PRP5). Gene Ontology annotation, cellular component: nucleus. Gene Ontology annotation, biological process: mRNA splicing, via spliceosome. The record is from RefSeq and is a predicted model, not a curated record. The coding region runs from base 1 to 2547 and encodes 848 amino acids. Gene Ontology annotation, molecular function: ATP binding; RNA helicase activity; nucleic acid binding. Lineage: Eukaryota; Fungi; Ascomycota; Saccharomycetes; Saccharomycetales; Saccharomycetaceae. The transcript has a single exon.